UUCUUAUCAGACGAUGCGAAGCACGCCAAGCAUUGGCUAGUCUAUCUAAUAAAACAAUAACCAGUUACUUAUCAGAACUCGUCAAAAGAAGUGUUCGUAUAGCAAGAGCGGUGUCAACCAUAAAGUUCAGAAAUUUUUGUGCUUGCAAACAGCGUUGGAAAAUGAGUGAAGAAUUAAGCACAACAAAAGUGGAGAAAGGGCCGCUCUUCGGCACCCGGCACUUGCAAUGUUUGCUAAUAUUUCUUGGCUUAUCGGUGACGCUGAUGCAACGCGUCAACCUUUCAGUAGCGAUUGUGCCAAUGAUGGAUAAGAAUUCAACCAAUCCGGACUUUGAGGAAUACCAGUGGUCGGAGAGGACGAAAUCCUAUUUGCUCAGCGCCUUCUUUUGGGGCUACUUUGUUACACAAAUACCGGGUAGUCAGUUGGCGCACCGAUUUGGUGGCAAAGUGAUGCUGUUUGGUAGCAUAUCCCUCAGCGCAGUGCUAGCGCUGCUCACGCCACUUAGCGCUCGUAUUGGUGAUUGGCAAUUACUGCUGGCGCUUCGCUUGACACAAGGACUCAUACAGGGUUGCAUAUUCUCUUCAAUACAUACCCUGCUUUCCAAAUGGGUGCCACCCGAAGAGCGCGGCACACUUGGCACAUUUUGCUACACUGGCCUCUCGUUUGGUACCGUUGUAAUGCUGUUGGUAAGCGGUUGGAUAGCUACAUCUCCACUUGGCUGGCCAGGCAUAUUCUAUUUCUCCGGCGUUGUCAGCCUGCUUUGGGCUCUGGUCUGGUACAUUUUAGGCGCUCGUUCACCCAGCGACUGUAAAUGGAUAUCGGUGGAAGAAAAAUUUAUGAUCGAGUCUACUUUGGGGACUUCCGCCAAGUCGCCGCAUGGGCAAGCACCUCUGAAAACACCAUGGAUUAAGAUACUCACAAGUGUGCCUUUUUGGAUAACACUGGCAGCGCAAAGCAGUUAUGGGUGGUGUUUUUAUACACUUCUCACACAAAUUCCAUCCUAUAUGAAUAGCAUUCUGGGACAGGAUAUCAAGAGCAAUGCGUUAAUGUCUGCACUGCCAUAUCUCGCCAAUAUGUGCCUAACAGUUGUCUUUUGUGCUCUGGCCAAUUUCCUCAUGAAACGUGGUUACACCAGUGUCUACGCUAGCCGAAAGCUGUUCAACACCAUAGGCUUAUGGGUGCCGGUAGCGCCGCUCAUUUUACUCGGCUAUAUGCGCGCCGAGCAAAGCCAAUUGGCGCUCGGCUUGCUGGUGAUAGCUGUUGGUGCAACCGCGGCAGCCUCUUUAGGUUUCCUCACCAAUCAUAUUGAUCUAUCGCCAAAUUUCGGUGGCAUAUUGAUGGGCGUGGGUGGUUUUGUAGCGAAUAUUAUGAGUAUGCUGUCACCACUAACAGUGGGCUUCAUAGUCACAGAUGCGAAAGAUGUACAUCAGUGGCGCGUGGUGUUCUAUAUUGUAGGUGGCAUCUGCUUUAUUGGCAAUCUAUUGUUUCUUCUGUUCGGUCAAACCGAGAUUCAAUCAUGGAACUAUCCCAAAACGCAAACGCAAAGGGAUCCCCGUGAUCAUAUUAAGUUUGAAAUGAUUAAUAUAAAAAGGGAAAUAGAAUAAAAUACUAAAUUAGUUAAGUGUAAUAUACAAACAUACUAUGUAUGUAUGUAUGUAUGUAUGUACUUCCAUGUGGAUUAAUAAAGAAUAUGUAUGUGUGUGAGUUUAGCACUCAAGGAACGACCUAACAAAGUCAUUGCUUACGUUUGGUAAGCGCUUCCUUUUGUAUCGAAUCAAGUAGUGCCCUACGAGUAACUACGAUUCUUCUAUUCUCUUACCUUACCGAUUACACGUGUAAGCAAUAAGUAAGCAGUUAUACUCCUUUUAGAUGACUUUCAAUGAUAUGUCAAUGUUUAUAUCAGGCGUAUCUUGAAGAUUUAAAAAUGGAAUAUGAAAAAAAAGUGUAAAUCCCAGGGGUCUCGUAGUAUUUUUCUGACAGGCAAAAAUCCAAAUAUAUAUGGUACAAAUACAAAGUUUACAGUUCUCAUCAGAGGCGUAACUAUGGGCUGCAAAGCUGGCAAAUUGCAACGGGCCAACGAACCGAGAGGG
Molecule: messenger RNA, 2090 nt
Organism: Rhagoletis zephyria (snowberry fruit fly)
Lineage: Eukaryota; Metazoa; Arthropoda; Insecta; Diptera; Tephritidae
Product: sialin-like
Biological process (GO): monoatomic anion transport; transmembrane transport
Cellular component (GO): membrane
Molecular function (GO): transmembrane transporter activity
Source: RefSeq, a predicted model, not a curated record